GAGCCCCCGCGAUGGGCGGCCCAAUAGAGGAGCCAGGAAAGAGCCAAGCCUUCUGAGUGGGCGGGGCGCCCCAAACUCCGGUUGGCACCUUCCCCUUGCAUCAUGUGAGAGAGAGAGAGAGAAAGAGAGAGGAGAGAGUGCGUCCUUAGUCGCCAGCUGGGACAACAUGGUGGGUCUAUAGUGUUCCAAGCUGCAUCAUUUUCAACUGACCUACUUAACAGUUAUAUAUACCUCAAUCUACAUACUUGUUUAUGAGAAAGGAACCAAUGGUCUCGGUAAUUAAUAGAGAAUCAGUGUCUUCUUCAGGAUCCUUGACGGCCUCAGUUUCUGUGCAGCUAGACAAUACCUCAGAUGCUGUCAAGCCUGCAAUGUCACCACUAAAUCUGCAAGACUACAGUGGGGAACAAGUGUUUAACCCAGAAGAUGUUUCCAACCUAAUUUGCACAUCAGAGAUGGGUGUCUCAUUAUCAAAGGUAAAGAAGGAAAUCGAGAAACCACAGACCACUGUCUAUGAAGCUUAUCUCAAACUACCAGAUGUGUGCACAGAACUCUCUAGGGACUUCAUCCCGACCCUGGAGGAGAUUGAAGAGUUCCUGAAUGAGAAAAUGGCAGUUCUCAAGAAUGAGCUCAGUGAGAAACAGCCAGUAGGAAGACAGUUUGAGAUAAAAUCUGAAAUCAACCUGGGAAGCCCUGGAGAACAGUCUGUUACUGGAACCACUUUGGAUGAUGGCCUUUCAUGCUCUGUUCAGGCUGGCGUCACAAGCAUACCUGGAACAUUGGGAACUAUCCCUGUUGUCCUUCAGAUCCAACCCAUCCAAGUGACUGAAGGUGAUCCGUCUACUCAGGGUCUUACUGGGGGCAUAAGAGUGACACAAUUGGUCAUCAAAAUGCAAGGGCAGAGCUUGACUAUUCUUCCUCAGGUUGUCCAAAGCCCUACCACAGGCACAGACCAAAAGUAUGUCCGCAUCGCCCCUUUGCCUGUGGCAUUGAGACCUGGAGUUCUUGGAAGCACAAGGAGCACUGAGGCCAAACUCCCCAAGUUUUCUUCUUCCACUAUCCGAGUCCACAAGUGCACACAUCCUGGCUGCACCAAAAUGUACACCAAGAGUUCUCACCUCAAAGCACACUUCCGACGUCACACUGGGGAAAAGCCUUAUAUAUGUACUUGGCCAGACUGCGGCUGGAAGUUUUCCCGUUCUGAUGAGCUCUCUCGCCACAAGCGUUCUCAUUCGGGACUGAAGCCUUACCAGUGCCAAGUCUGUGAGAAGAAGUUUGCCCGCAGUGACCACUUAUCCAAACAUAUGAAAAUCCACAAAGGGUCAUUCAGUUUGGGAAGUCGGACAGUGCAAGGUUGUAUUGGAAACAGUUAACCCUCCCUUGGCUGCUGUCCCAAGAGAAGCUUCUCAGUGACAUCUGAUGGAAACACAAAAUAUGAUUUUCCUCUGGGAAGAAAGGAGACAAGGAACUCAUAGCUUAAAAUAUAUGGAUGGCAUCCACCUGAACAUACCUUACAGUCACUCUUGAUAAUUGUGAGCCUUUCUGCAACAUUUGAAGAAGGAAUGCAACAUUUAAAGAAGUUGUGGUGGGAAGAAUACAAUUCUCACUUUUAAAUUUUGGAAUCAGGACUAUUUUAAAGUAUUUCUAACCAUUUUGCUAUUGUGUACGCAUGGGAUGAUAAGUGAAACAGGAGUGCCUCUUUCAGCAUUUCUGUUUCCAUCAGCAUCCUAUCUUAUCACUCUGUCAGUGAUCCUACAAUGUAAAUGAACAUUAAUUUUCAAUAAUGCCACUAUAUGGACGCCUGCUAAAAUUGUGGAAGCAAGUCUGAAAAUUAUGAAAGGUAGAUUCCAAAACCAAGAAUUCCUAUUUCUGUAUGAAUUCUAAACUUCGUUGUUUUGAAAUAUGAGCUUCACCUUAGUAAAACCGUUUUUAGCCCAUUA
Anolis sagrei ordinatus is the source of this 1937-nucleotide messenger RNA. Its product is annotated as Krueppel-like factor 15. Gene Ontology annotation, biological process: regulation of transcription by RNA polymerase II. Gene Ontology annotation, molecular function: RNA polymerase II cis-regulatory region sequence-specific DNA binding; DNA-binding transcription factor activity, RNA polymerase II-specific. The record is from RefSeq and is a predicted model, not a curated record. Lineage: Eukaryota; Metazoa; Chordata; Lepidosauria; Squamata; Anolidae.